Messenger RNA from Trametes versicolor FP-101664 SS1, 1204 nucleotides. Its product is annotated as DHS-like NAD/FAD-binding domain-containing protein. NCBI's taxonomy places the organism in Eukaryota, Fungi, Basidiomycota, Agaricomycetes, Polyporales, Polyporaceae. The transcript is spliced from 11 exons. Gene Ontology annotation, molecular function: NAD+ binding. Bases 1 to 1077 code for a protein of 358 amino acids. The record is from RefSeq and is a predicted model, not a curated record.
AUGCGUGUCUCUGUUCCUACCAUCCCGGACGCCGUCCUCCGGGCUGCAGCCCAGACACCCACUGUCUCUCCCGCCGUAGCUGUCGACCGCAUCGCCCGCUUCUUCGAGCAUGGACAUGUCGCUGUUCUCACUGGCGCAGGGGUCAGCGUGGACUCGGGAAUCCGCGCGUACCGAGGGGAGAAGGGCAGCUACUUGAACCCGAAUUACAAACCCAUCUUCUACCAUGAGCUCAUGGAGGCGACACCGAGGGGAGCGAGCUUCCGACAGCGAUAUUGGCUACGCUCGUACCUGGGCUACCCACCCGUCCGCGAUGCCCAACCCAAUCCUACUCACUUCGCCCUUGCCGCGCUGCAGUACGCGUCCGUCGCGCCCCAUAUAAUCACGCAGAACGUGGAUGGCCUUCACCACAAAGCCAUCCGUACCGCCUGGGACGAUGCCAGACGAGCGGAAGGAAUCCUGGAACUGCAUGGGACCCUACAUAGUGUCAAAUGCUCUCAUGGACAUCCAGUGGACAGACAAGGGUUUCAGGACAUGAUUGGCGUGGCGAAUCCCCAAUGGAAGGCCUACGCGGAGCAGCUGGAGCGGUCCGACUCGCGACCGAGGACGAACCCUGAUGGUGAUGUUGUUCUACCGGAGGGCACACGGUAUGACCAAUUCGUCGUCCCCGAGUGCACCCGCUGCCUGCAGGAGAACCGCCAUAAUUCGAUGCUCAAGCCUGAGGUCAUUUUCUUCGGGGAGUCGAUAUCCGCUCAAGUGAAGGACAAGUCCUUUGAGAUUGUGGAUACGCAUGAAAGGUUGUUCAUAGUGGGCACCACUCUGGCGACGUUCUCGGCGUAUAGGUUAGUCAAGCAUGCGAUUGAGAAGCGUAAGCCUGUCCUGGUGCUUAACAUCGGCCCGACGCGCGCGCACGAGCUCGCGGGCAUCGAGAUCAUCGAGCUGCCCGCGGGCGCGAUCUUCCGGGAGGUCGUUAAGCGCGUCUUAGGAAGUACAGCUGAACGUGACCCUGUCAUUUCGAGGUUACUUACGAGCGGCAUUGUGAAGACUCCACCUGACGACUAUGACGACCCCAUACCGUGACCCACCGGUCGUUAGAUGUGCAAUUCUUUCCACCCUCCGUUCUUCUCAUACACAUUUCGGAUUUGAUAGAGUCAAAUGUAUUAUACAGCAACCACUAGUCGAGAAUGUGUAAAUGGGUGAUGUUUAC